AUGACGGAGAGUGGCUUGCAGGUCGUCGUGGGAACUCCCAGCGAACUCAGUGAAGACUCUGCGCAAGACUAUCUGGAUUCGCAGUUUGUUGAGGGCCUCCUUGAGAUUAUGACCCAGAUGAAAGCCAUCAGACCCGAUAUCGUGCGAGGGAUCCCAGUGCACCGAUUCCUGCAGCGCAUGCCGUGCAAGGGGUUGGCGAAGAAGCACAGGAUGUUUUAUGGACUCAGUGAGGUGACGAAGCAGCUGGAUGAGUUCUGGUCUCACAGCUGGCGCACCAGUGCGGGGCUCAAGUACGUCAACAUCCUCUUCCUGAACAACGGCUUCCCAGCCUUCGUGGUGGGCACUCUCUGUGCCCUAGGGGCUUUCUCUGUACGUUUGGCAGGCAUCCUGCCGAUGCAACGCGUUGCGGGCCCCGCAAAUGCGUCGUGCACCAUGGCUGGCACCAUCGGCUACUACGUGACUCUUCUCCUCUGGCCUAGCAGGAAGCUGGCCUUCUUUGAUUUCGCCUGCAUCAACCAGAGUGACGAAAUCCGGAAAGGUGAGGCCCUGCUCAGCAUGGGAGCCUUUCUGGGAUGCUCACGGUCGCUACUCGUCCUUUGGGAUGAGGCGGUCGUCACGAGAUUGUGGUGCAUGUUCGAGAUGGCAGGUUUCUUUCACAGCAAGGGGCCUCACGCGGACAAGUCUGUGCUGGUUUGCCCAGUGUUCGUUGGCCCCGCGCUUCUUGUGGGUCACCUUGGUAUCAGCGUGCUAGCGCUUGCGCUGUUGUGUUCCGGCCUGCCGUUGUUUCCGUGGGGUGGAAUCUUCAUCUCUACUAUGGUGUUCCCAUGCCUCGUGUUUGUCGACUAUGUGAUCCUUGCGCACUGUCGAAGCAUUGACGUGAUGCAACAUCAAGUCCGUCACUUCACUGUUGAACACUCCUUGUGUCACUGCUGUGAAAGCGGUCAUGUGAAAGCCAACGGUGGGCAACUGAUGUGCGAUCGGCUCAUCAUCCUUCGAUGCAUUUCUGCUUGGUUCGGGUCUGUGGACGCCUUCGAGUCCCUCGUUCGGACGCGGCUGUUGAAGAUGUUGGUCUUCCAGCUUGCGAACCAGGUGUUCUCAUACUGGCGCAUCGUGCAGGCAACAAUCCCAGCUGCAUGGGCCAUAAUGGAUCUGCACGAUAUCCGUCAGGACUCGGCUGCAGCACCGCUGCAGACCAUGCUUGCAGCGGUGAAUUAUCCCUUCUGCGUGCUUCCAAGUUUUUCUCUGAUUAUACUUCGCGUGGCUUACAGAGUACGCAACCUUGGACACAGCAAAUGGACGCAAUGGCUGCUUUCUUUCGCGCUCGUGGUCGAGUCUCUAAUGUUUGGCGCCUACUUUUUGUGUGAGCAAGCUCUUCGCCAGCUUUCGGACGAUCACUUUGGGAAUUGGUUGCCUGCCCACUUAGUGGCUCUGAUCUUGAUGGGUACCGUCACCUUGGUUCUGUGGCGGCACUUGCCGGUCUGA
Molecule: messenger RNA, 1482 nt
Organism: Symbiodinium natans
Lineage: Eukaryota; Dinophyceae; Suessiales; Symbiodiniaceae
Source: the annotation of a GenBank genome assembly